AUGGAGGGCGGCGACGAUCAUGACAGCAACAACAACAACAACAACAUCGGCGGCGGCGUUGAGGACAUGCCGGUGGAGUUCUUCCACGGCGGUGCCGAGGCUGAUGACGACUACAUGGGGGCUGGAGGGUACGAUGACUAUGACUACGACAACAACGACAACAUUGAGGACCCAGUGCAACAGGCGCAGGCGCACAUCCUGUCGAGCUUCGAACGGGCGGAGCUUGCACGGGCGAACAAUCACAAUAAUAAUACUGUAUCGUCAUCGUCGCUGUUGCCGCUGAAUGGCAGCGGCAAGACCGACUUCGACGCGCUGGAGCUUGCGAAGGUGCUGCACGCCCCACAGGCCGCGCUGCCGUCACAAGUAGAUGUUGUGAAGCUACGACAAGUGAUGUGGGCCUCCGUCGGCGACGCAGUGGCCCGCUAUCCCCUCACACAGCAGCAGCAGCAGCACCGACAGGACGAAGAGCAGCGGUCGAGGCGCAAGCGCAAUCGCGCAGAAGCCGAGGGCAACGCGGCGGGGGAGUCGAGCGAAGACCUGCCGCGAUUUAGUGAAGUUGUGCUGCCGAUCCUGCCUCAGGUUGCCAGCAUCUCCGCGACCGGUACGCUCUCGCCGGCGUUCCUGUUCUUCUCCAUCUUGUUCCUCGCCAAUGAGCACGGCGUCAUGCUAGAGAGCGUCCCAGGCCUUGACGACCUCGUCGUUCGGGGCGUGAUACAGCCGGUAGCGGGGUAA
Molecule: messenger RNA, 732 nt
Organism: Trypanosoma grayi
Lineage: Eukaryota; Euglenozoa; Kinetoplastea; Trypanosomatida; Trypanosomatidae
Product: chromosome-associated protein H
Exons: 1
Coding region: 1-732 (243 amino acids)
Biological process (GO): mitotic chromosome condensation
Cellular component (GO): condensin complex
Molecular function (GO): chromatin binding
Source: RefSeq, a predicted model, not a curated record